CGCGUUAAAAUGCAGAAAUUACAAGACAGCGUGUUCUCUAUUGUUAAAACCACGAAUUUGUCUCCAGCUGUGUUUAGUUAUUUACAACCUAGUGACGAUUUCCCAGAUAAAACGCCUCUUGGCGGCAUCCUGAAUGAUACGAAACAUGGCUGGCUUGCGUUGGGCCCGAAAUUUUGCGUUGUUGAUCUUAGAACUGGGUUGAAGGUAGCUGCACGUACAUUUGGAGCUUCUUUGAGUAAUUUCAGAACAACGGUCACCAGUGUGGUAGAGCUUCCGACUCCUCUCACAAACAACUCACAACAGUUACUGAUCAGUUUAGAAUGUGAAGAUAUUGCUGGCAUGAUAUGUGUGUUCCACAUAAAUGGUUCACAAAUUCUACGUUGUAUUCAAACUGAAAUUGUGGUCACACAACUUGCAAUUUGUGACAGCAUACCAGACGGUCCUUUCUCAUGCUACGAUGGCAUUGUCAUGGCAGGAACGAAGACUGGAGAAGUCUUCGUUUUCGAUCUUAAUCGAGCCAGUUUAAUACAAGCCUUGAAACACAUUUCACAAGGGUAUGAACAUCUAGUCCGUAAUGAAGAGAAUCUUGCCAGUAUUACAUUUUUACCAUUGUCUGCAGUAGAACAAAUAGAGGUGCAGAAAGAUUUAGUUUUGGAGAAUGAUGAUCAUAUAGCUGUACUACUCAAUGAGAACUCUUUGGUGGAAGGACAGUACAUAUUUCGUAAUCCUGAUGGCUCAGUUCGUAUGAAGGCAAAAAGGAACCAUAUAAGGGUGACAGUGAUACAAUAUAUUCCACAACUUGGCAGUUUGACUGUUGGAUUCAAUUUUGGCGCAUUUCAGAUAUGGAACCUUCUGAAUUUAGACCUGGAGUUCACUUCUCAAGUUAAUGUGGAAUGCUUGCCUGUUACACAUUUUGGAUUUCAGGAACCCUGUGACGACCCCAGAGCAUUCUGCUACCUCUGGGUGGUUUUCUCUGUAAUAGACAGGUUUGAUGAAGAGGAAUUCCCUUUGGCUGUCAUGUACUCUCUUACCUAUCAAGGCAAAAGGAUGUUAUCUGAUACGCAAUGUCUUUAUCAGGAAUUCUUAACAGCAACAAUAAGAUUCCAAGUUGAAUUGAGCACAACAGAAGAAAAUGCUCACCUAGUUGGAGGACGUUGUGUCUCCUGUCAUACAUAUUCUGUCAAUUCCAUGCUUGGGGGAGUGGGUGAGGACAGCAUGUUGAACAUUUGCCAACUAGUGUGGGAGUGCUGGGAAGAGAACGCCAAUUCAUCAACCCAGUAUGGAAUGCUGCUCUUUGACUUGGAUCAAUGGUACAAGGAUCAAAUGCCAGCUACAUAUCAGUUGCAAAGCAACGCAUUCAUGAGCGCCACCUCUUGCCGCGAACUUGCCCGCGGCGCUGUAGCGACGCUGGACAUCCGACUAUCGCCGUCCUCCGUCUCCGUCUACUGUGCUGCUACGAGACUCGAGGAGCACUUUUACCCCAACUCAUUGCAUUAUGAUUGCAUCUGUCUAAAUACUUCAGAAGCGUGUGUGCUAUCAACAAUAGGAAUCCAACGUCAGAUAAUAAACUCGCUGGACGAGGUCGGCCCGACCGCGCUUCUCAACCCGACACGGUUGUACAACGCUUGUGUCGCGACAGGUUUGGUACCUUUAUAUAUGGAUACUUCCAGGACUCCUACUCAGGAAGAACAACGGCGUUACCUGUUAUCAGUGGCCUUGGAAGCACGAUUGUCCCGAUUUUUAAAACGCUGCGCACACGACUGGGCUACAGGCAGCCAUAGCGGGGCUGGGUGUACACUUACGUUUCUGGUUGACUGGUGUUGGAAACGUGCGUUAGAACUGAAGGAAAAUGCAAGAGAACUAACUGCUCCUUUGUUCACAUCGUCAGCAUUGCCAGACAGAAACGUGGUUCGGUGCCUGGAGCAUUGUGUACAGCAGCUGACUCAAUUGACUGGUCUCCUGGAUGCUGUGCUCACCAAAUGCUGCAACUUAGUAAUUCCUGAUGCUCUAAGCGAAAUGGAAGAAAAGUACAAAGGCAUAGGCACAGUGUCGCUUUACUUCCAAGUGGUGCAGUGGUUCCUGCGUUGCGGAUUACUGCCGGAGCGAAAUGACUCUUGCAAUGCUCUACCUUAUCCUGGAGCCAAUCUGGUUAAUACUUAUAGCAAACGUCGUCUGAAACUCCAUCGCUUGCAAGACCACGUCAUGGGUGAUGAGAACGCCGCCAAGAAGUCCUGCUCUUUGCUGUAUAUAGAUCAACUUAUAGAACAAGAGUUUGGUGGGGAACGGAUACAUCAAAUGUGGAUCCGCGGCGGCAGCGAAUGCCACGGUCUCUAUCCACCACCGUCUCUAUAUUCCCUACUUCGACUGUAUCUACUCCCCGACAUCGCUGAAGAGCAUAAACAUUCUCUAGUACUAUACUUGUUGGUCGACUACUCUAUGGUUUAUGAUGAAGUUCGUUACGAAGCUGUAAUCCGUAGAUUGAUGCAGUUCCCAACGAUGUUUGGUCUGAGUAACACCUCUAUAAAAGCCACGCAGGCUUUCUGGCAUCUCGACCAUAGGGAUUUUGAUUUCGCCCUGGAUCAACUGCAAUGCCUAACGGGCAAUACCCUCUCCGAAUGGCAACACAACGUCGUCCUAUCCUCCCUACUAGCCCAAAAGAAAACUCAAGCGGCCCUCCAAUACCUGCACGUUCGUAAACCCGCGCCCAUACAGAAUGUUUUGAAUGAGUUAAACAGCUCAAAUCAUAGAGUAAAUGAUCUUGACAAAUUGGAAGACUGGCAGUCGUGUUGUAGUCUGUAUUUGGCAAGAGGAUUGGUUUUUGAAGCACUGGACGUAAUUAGAAUGUGUGUACAGAACGCUGGUAGUAUGGAGGAUAAGACUUUUGUGCUCAAUUUCUUUUUUAAAGCAUGCCGCAACACGGGGCAGUUGUCAAAGAUCCUUCAAGUAACGUUACUUCCAUUUGAAGAAGCUGUAUUCAUAAGUUACCUGGAAAAUUGCAACGAAUCGCAGACAUCAGACAUUUUGAUCAUGUACUACUUGCAGCAGGCCAGAUAUCUAGAGGCAGAGCAAUACAAUAAAAAACUAAAACAUUCGAAACCAGCACGAAUGAUGGAACUUACCGCGUCGUUAGAGUCUCUUACCGACGUAAUGGAUAGAGAGGGAGCGAGGGACGCAUUGGUAGAAGUCGUCUGUGCGUCCCUGCCUACUAUCACCAAUACUGUUGCACAUUGUGCACUGGAGAAGGAUCUGGAACCUCAUAUUGUUGCUCCAAAGCCGAUGUCAGUCUUCGUGCAAGCUACGUCUCCUAAGAACACUUUUACUUACAAAUCAUCAUUUAUCCAGGAUACAAUAGAAAACGCUAGCGAGACGUGGGUAAACAAACCCCGAAUGAGGAAGGGUCUCAAACGAAUGCUCAACGUUGAAGAAACUCCUUUCAUAUGCACACCUAAACUAUCACGCAGUAGGAGCGUAUUUACGGACGUCCAAUCGGAGUCAACGCCACCAAAACGUGCGCGCCUUGACCUAUCCGGAACGCCAAAGACGCCGCGCAGCACAUUCAAAGUCAGCGAUAGGUUGAGCCAGCAAAUGGAAACGCUACUUGACAUGCCUGAAGUACAGAGCCCUGAUGUUAAAACUUAUGAAAGAAUGGGUGCUGAAACUCCGCAUAGUAUUUUGAAGAUACGUCACAAUGAAGUAGAGCGUGAACAGGUUUCACCGGUGGACUCCCGCUACAUGGACGAAAGUGACGACGAAUUGCUAGAAACCGCCAGCAACCACACUCAUUACAGUGAUUCCACUAACAAGCACCUUAGAUUCACAAUUCCGACCGCUUCUGAAUCCGGCUCAACACCAUCUCCAUUACCAACCCAUCGCGUACUGACCUUCUCACUGCGCGAGGGCGAGAAGGAUCCAUCAACAUCUCAGUUGGGAGAGAAAGAGACGGAUAUAUCUAUUGACAGCUACACAACUACACAAUCGCAUGCUAUGAAUGAUCCUAAUCCACUGGAAUCACCGCCAAAGAAAAUAGCUACAGAAGAGAAAGUACAAUCGAGAAAAACUUUCAAGGAUUCUGUACGCGGAAGACGCUCCCUAUCUAUAUCAGCAAACAGUAGUCUGUCAGAAGACCCGAAUACGUCAAUUGAAAGCAUAGCGGAUAUACCAAUAACACUUAUAAACCCACGUUAUUCGGGUGAGAGACGCCGCAGCUACGAUUCGACUCCCCGCGAGGAAGAAAGAGAAGACGUGUCCACUGAGGAGAGUGAGAAAAGGAUGGAGAAUAAGGACGUGCAGAUCGAAGUGCCAAAAACGCCCAAAGGUAGACGCGGUAUAAGAGCUAUUAGUGGUGAAAGCACACCUAAGAUGAAUAGAAGCCGCCCUGGAACACCUGAGAGGCAAGACUCGCCUAUCAUAACUACGCCGUUAAGACAAACAAGAAGUACUAGAAGCAGAUCCAAAACGCCCGAAAUAAGCCCACGGUCAUCGCCAUUAGAGCCCAUAAUCGAACUACCGAAACAAGAAGUUGAAAGCGAAGCGCAACGUGUAGAACAUACGCUGACUGUGCCUAGACAACGAAGGACUAAAUCUCGUACACCAGAAAGAAUCGAGACAGUAGUGGAGUGUCCACAACUUGAAGCCAUUACUGAAUCGCCUACUAAGUCUUCCGAGUCACCGACAUCGUCGCCAACUCGUCGUAGUUUGAGGAGCCGUUCGCGUACUCCUGAAAUUGAACCUGUUGAAAAGCAGCCACCGCUUAGUCCACGUACCUUAAGGAGUCGUUCGAAAACCCCAGAAAAAUUAAUGUCACCGAAGAAAGAUCAGCCAAGAUCGGCCAAAAAAUCUCUCACGCGUUUAGUAUUAGAAUCAAAUGCUGUCAAAUCACAAAAGAAAUUAGAACUCAUUACAGAAGUUGUUGUAGAAACAUUGUUACCGGAAAGCACUAUUGAAUGCACACCAAUGAAAUCAUCUAAACCCGCUAACUUACUGGACGUCACCAUAUCUCCCAUUGCAAGCAAAUCUAUUCUCCACAGUACAAAUGAAAGUGUAUUUUCUGAAUCUAAAGCUGAUAACAAUGACUUCGGCUUAAAAUCUCUACCUGCAUUUACUAUGAACGAAACCAAAUUCGGUAAAUCGAUACUCAAUAGUUACGAGAGCAGCAUUGCUGAAACAUCUCAUACUGGUGACCAAACAAAAGAAGACAGCCUUGUUAAGGAUUUAAAAUCCUUACCUGCUUUUACUAUAGGCGAAUCUAUUUUUGGUCAGUCAGUCUUACAUAGUUAUCAAAGCAGUGUUGGUGAUACUAGUGAUUUAGAAAAUGAGGAUAAAGACAAAGCUGAUAAAACAGAUAAAGACGUAAAAGCUAACACACCUGCAACCACAUCGAAUAUUACUGGUGCAGAUAAAUCUGUAUUAGAUAAUAGUGUUGAUGAAUCUAAAGCUAUAUUAUCAAGUCUCUUGACUAGUGAUAGUGAUAUAGAAAUGAAGGAAGACAAUGAAGCUGCUAUGAAGGAAGAUAAUGAAGCUGUGAUACAAAAGGAAAAAGAAAAGAUUGUCGAGAUUGAAAGGGAGAUUCAUGAGAUUGAGAAAGAUAUUUCCGAUGAAGAACAUAAUGUAAGUAGUGACAGUGGAGGGGAUGAACAGAUGGAAGCAUCGGAAGAAAGUGAAGCAGAAGCCGAUGAUGAAGAUGCUGAAGAAGAAGAGGACGAAGAGGAGGAGGAAGAUUCUGAUGAGGAAGAAGACGAAGAACGAUCUGAAUCAGAGAAUGAUCAGGACGGAAAGAUAGAAGAAAACGAAGAAGUAAUAUCAAUAGGUUCGUCAUCAAAUUCCGAUCGUCUACAAAUUGACGAUGAAUCCAACGACUCUAAUGAAUCGGAUAAAGUUAGUGAAAAAUCGGCUACAAGAGAAAUCGAACCUGCUUCAACUAUUGAAGAAAAUAAAAUAAUAGAAAGUUCUGCUAAUGAAGAACGUGAUAAAUCCAAGAUAUUUAAAGAACCUGAUUCAAAUCUAGCUGUUCAAACGCAAAAUGUUAAUGAAGUGUUAAACGUAUCCGACCCUACUGGUAGUGUUCAAGUAAAUGAAGGUAAAGAAAUAUCAGCUAUAGGUGAAUCCAAUGUAUUACAAGCAACCAAACCAAUUUCAACCAUUCAAGUAAAUGAAAACGAAGAGGACUCCACUAAAGCUGAAGAAACUACUGAUCCUUUAAAUCUUGGACAAGUUUCUUUAAUGACAGAUGAUAAUUCUCUACAUUCAGACAAGUCUACUCUGCUUUGUUCUGAAAAUCUUGACAAGUCUGAUGAAAAGGUAGAAGCACAUAGAAAAAAAUAUAUUUCUGUAGAAACAGAUGUUGAACUUGAAAUUAAACAGACAGAAGAUGAAAAUAUAAAAUCCACCUCUGAAAGGAGCAAUGUAGAAGAAAAUGUUCUAAAAUCUAUUCCUGAUAUCGAAACAGAUAAACCGAAAAAAGUAAGCUCUACUUUGCAGAGUAAAUCUAAGUCUGUUGAAGAUACUACUGACGAAAAAUCUUCAUCAAUAGCUGUAACACUUAAAGGAAGUACUUUACAAGUUUUACAUAGUGCAACAGAAAAGUCUUUCGAAGUAGGCACAAGACCAACUACGCUUUCAACCCAUGAAGGCAUGGUAAUAGAAGAUCAAUAUGUAGAUACUCCUAAAAUUGAUGAGAGAGCUACCCAAAAAGAAUCUGAAAAAAAUGCAAUAGAUGAGAAUAUAUCGGGAAGACAAACUGAAAAUGAUGGUGUUCAAGAGAUUAAACUGGACGAUAAAAAUAAAAAAGCGUCUAGAAGAGUACUAAAAACACCAGAUAGGGAAAUUAAAAAACCUACUGAAGAACUAGAAAAAGCAACGCCACGUACUCGAAAACGUGCCAAAUCCACAUCUUCAAACAAAUCAACAAAGGAAACUGAUUCUAUAGGAACGAAAACCGAAGAAACAAAAACCCCACUGUUGAGAAAGCGUUCACAAUCUAUAGCGUCUACUGAAUCUGAAGACAAAACUCCAGAAAAACCAAAUACACCUUCUAGAAGACGCGCUAAAACACCAACGAGCUCUGAACCUCGUAAAAUUUUGACACGUAGAGCUUCUAAAGAAAUAUCAGAAAAAGCUAGUGACUUCGAAAGUUCGAUCAUUGAUGAAACUGCUACUCCGAGACGUCGUACUACAAGAGCUCAAAGCAAACAAGAUGAUGAUGUUAGCAUAGCAUCUAGCGGCUCCGUUAUAUCAAUAAGAAGCUCGAGGAGCAAAGUAAGUGAGGACGGAGGUGAUGUGAAGCCAGCAAGGAAAGGCAGGAAGUCCGCACUGAAACCAGAUCUCUCUGUGAUACCUGAACUGGCCAUUGAGGAGUCCACCUCAAAAGUUGAUGAGAAAGAAGAUAUUAUCAAAGAAUACUCAAGUUCGAGAAGGUUGACCCGACACCAAAAAUCCGUGCUAGAAUCUUGGCUAGAACCCAAACCAGCCGCGCCACCGAGACGCCGCCCGAGCAACACAUCUCGCAGCGUUGUAUCAGAACAGUCACAUGAUGAGGACGACGACGCCUCCACGCACUCUAGCGGAUUUGAAGUGCAGCCUAUCGAUCGAAUUAGUUUGAUGAAUAAGACUGAUUUUCAGGGUUCACCUGACUCUGCUGAAAUACAAAGCAACGUGUCGCCGGAGUCCAUAGCUUCAGACGCUGUUAAGCAACGACGAUUGCGCAUGAAUCGAGCGAAAUCGGAAAGCAAAUCCACGCCAAAAGCAGCGCGCAUUACUCGAGGAAUGUCUGUCGAUAUAGUGAGCACUUCAGAGGUUGGGUCCCCCUCGACAAUCGGAAGCCCUGCUCGUGGCCGCCGCGCCUCGUUCAAUCGUGCCUGCGAAGCGCUGCACACUCCUAAGGGCAGGCGUACUUCUACAGAUGUUAAAAAGGGUGAAAGUGACAGCCCGCAAGGGUCGCCAGUGGAUUCUGAGAGCUCGGCCACCCCGUCUCGUCGCGCCACGCGCCGCACCUCGGUGCAGUCAGCUACUAGCAGCAAGGUCGAUACUAGCAAGGUCGAUGCUAGCAAGGGCGAUACUAGCAAGGUCGACACUGGCACCAGUAAACGAUCAAAAAAAUCAUCGUCCGUAGAAGAAAGUAAGGAUACGAAGAAGAAGUGAUGUGUAAAUUAUAAUUUUGAUUAUUUUUAUAGUACAAGUUAUUAAGGUUGUCAAUUAUGUUUGUUUUCGCAUUUAUCGAAU
This is a messenger RNA of Hyposmocoma kahamanoa, 8217 nucleotides long. It is a transcript of the gene Elys, whose product is annotated as protein ELYS. The transcript has 39 exons. NCBI's taxonomy places the organism in Eukaryota, Metazoa, Arthropoda, Insecta, Lepidoptera, Cosmopterigidae. The record is from RefSeq and is a predicted model, not a curated record. The coding region runs from base 10 to 8136 and encodes 2708 amino acids.